Molecule: messenger RNA, 975 nt
Organism: Aspergillus pseudoviridinutans
Lineage: Eukaryota; Fungi; Ascomycota; Eurotiomycetes; Eurotiales; Aspergillaceae
Product: glycosyltransferase family 8 protein
Exons: 3
Coding region: 1-975 (324 amino acids)
Molecular function (GO): glycosyltransferase activity
Source: RefSeq, a predicted model, not a curated record
AUGCGCUGCAAUAAUGGUGCCAGUCGCGCCAUUGGCGCGACAAAAGUAUGGGCGACCUUGAUCACCAACGCAAACUACCUCCCGGGCGUCUUCACCCUCCAGUACUCGCUACGAAAAGCUGGGUCGAAGUACCCGCUCGUCGUGCUCUACACGGACUCAUUCCCCGCUGAAGGACAUGCCGCGGUCAACGCCCGCGGACUGCCGAAGCAGCGCGUCCCGCAUCUCCUGCCUACCCUUCCGAAAGAAUAUACCAAUGAUCCUCGAUUCCAUGAUACGUGGACGAAGCUUACCGCGUUCUCGCUAGUGGAUUAUGAACGCGUGGUGCUACUGGACAGCGACAUGGUGGUCAUGCAAAACAUGGAUGAAUUGAUGGAUAUGGAGCUGGAUGCGCCGGAGCUAGGAGGGAGGGGAAAUCGGGUGUUUGCGGCUAGUCACGCUUGUGUCUGCAAUCCGUUGAAGAAACCCCAUUAUCCGAAGGACUGGAUCCCGGCGAACUGCGCGUUUACAUCACAGCAUGCCACUCCCGACAAGGCCCAGAUAGUCGGAGCCCCGUCAGACCGUGGACUUGGACUCUGCAACUCGGGCCUUCUCGUCAUCAAUCCGUCGAAAGGAGUCUAUGAUAAGAUUCUCGACCAGCUCAACUCCCCCGCGACGCUGAAUUACACCUUCCCUGACCAAGAUCUUCUCUCCGAUGUCUUCCGUGGCCGAUGGGUCGGCAUACCGUACAUAUAUAAUGCGCUCAAGACAUUACGGCGCAAGGGAGUCCACGAUGCUAUCUGGCGGGAUGAUAAGGUCAAAAUCGUCCACUAUAUUCUCAGCCCGAAGCCGUGGGAUGAGGUUGACAGCGCUGCGGAGGGUCAAGGGAUGGGGAAAACGCGGACGGCGAGUCUGGACMCUACACAUGAGUGGUGGUGGCGGGUCACGGAUGAAAGACGCGAGGACGAGAAGAAGAGGGGUGUGGCUGAUAUGUUCUAG